ACGUCCUUGAGCACAGCAGGAAGUAAAUUUUCUCCACCCAUGGUCUGGAGUCUGGACACAACAUCUGAUGUUGCUUUGUAACCCUGCCGUCAUCUCUCCACUGGCAGCUGGUGGCUUCAGUACAAAUCAACAGGAUUAUUAGGGUCUGGGGUCCAACAUUUAUGAAUGGAUCUGCUGAGGAGUCUUGCUCUGACCAUCCUUGUGCUGUCCUUGGUUCGCUGCGCUUCUGUUUCAGAAGAGACAAAGGGACGCUCUGCCAACUCUUCAUGUCCUCAUCAAGAAUUCUGCUCAGAAGCUGCCAAGUGUUGUCAGUUUGGGGUGGAUGAAUAUGGCUGGAUUGCUGCAGCGGUCGGUUGGAGUCUCUGGUUUCUCACCCUGAUCCUUCUCUGCAUCAGUAAACUCAUGAAACUCAGGCCUGAUGAACCGAAAUACCUAGAAGCAUGAUGCCUGGCAAAACUGACCAAUACUUGCACCUGCCAACAUCAUAUACAAAGGUGCAAGGAGAGAAUUGAAAAAGGAUUAAUUUCACUUGCUCUGUUGCUGAAGUGUGGGGGGGAAAGGACAUUUAUGUAUGGCUCCGUGCAAAAGGGAGCCAAGGAGAAACUGGCAGCUGAGAAGCCAUGCUUCAGUGUCCAUGUACAUCCGUCUAUCUCAUCAAGUUUUGGGGCAGGGGAACAACUUCAUAUGGCAUGUAUUCACAGUCCCACCAAACAAGAUUGUACUGCUUUUCUUUAUUCUCUUGAGUGCGCUUGUUAAAAGUUUAUAUUUUUCAGUGGCGAUGCUGGCUGGGGAAUUUUUAGAAAUGGAAUCUAAAAUGUAACAUUUCCAAGUUCUGCUUACUUGUGAAUUCUCCAUGUGUAGUGAAAUCCAUCCCCUUUUAAGUUAGUAAUGUGAUGUAUUGAAGACACCAUCUCUUGAAUCAAAACUUGUAACUUCUGCUUUCUUUUUCCCUUUCUUUCUCUUUUUAAAGUGAAUCCAAGCCAUGCCACAGAUAAUCGAAUAAAAAUG
Messenger RNA from Pogona vitticeps (central bearded dragon), 1008 nucleotides. RefSeq names its product transmembrane protein 213 (gene TMEM213). Lineage: Eukaryota; Metazoa; Chordata; Lepidosauria; Squamata; Agamidae. The record is from RefSeq and is a predicted model, not a curated record.